Molecule: messenger RNA, 1470 nt
Organism: Trichoderma asperellum CBS 433.97
Lineage: Eukaryota; Fungi; Ascomycota; Sordariomycetes; Hypocreales; Hypocreaceae
Source: RefSeq, a predicted model, not a curated record
AUGGACGGGCCUCCGUCCCCAACCGUGGCCUCGGCUGCGAUUGUUUCUCCCUCGUCACCAUCUCACGCUGCCCAGCUGGCUUCCAACCUCCGGCUACUGUUUCUGUUUCUAUCGAAAAUCCCCCUUUUAACCCAAGUUGCCAUUUUACAUGUUCUUCAGCUCUCGGAGCCAUCAAAAUACAUCGACUUGAGAUCUAAUUUGGUGGUAUCCCUGAUACGUUCAAUAUUGACACCAGCCAACCCACGGCCAAUAUCCUCUGUCCAGAAGUUUACCACGCGCGACACUGCGAUUAAGGGGAAGAUAUGGAUUAGCUUAUAUGUCACUCCUCCUCCGCCCGAGACCGACAUUAGAGACGCACUGAUGAAAGUCGUGGAGAGCAUGAGAGACCCAAGCGCGAAAGAGGGCAUCACCAGGAUUCCUCCCUUCGCCCACGUAGAGGCGGAAUGGACAGGAUAUAGAGCAGCAGCGUCGAAAAGAGAGUCUCUGCCUAACAUCUCGGAAGCGGCCAAGUAUAAUGAAAUGGUGAAAGAAUGCCAAGAGCCCACAACAGUGCUCUACUUGCACGGCGGCGCGUACUACCUGUGCGAUCCUGCCACGCACCGCCGUCCAGUAAGAAAGCUGGCCCAGUUGACCAAGGGAAGAUGCUACUCGGUGCGAUAUCGACUGGCGCCACAGAAUCCAUUUCCAACUGCGCUGUUGGAUGCUCUUGUUUCCUAUUUCACGCUGCUUUAUCCGCCUCCGGAUGCCUUUCAUGAGGCUGUGAAACCAGAGCACAUUGUUUUUGCGGGAGACAGCGCCGGUGGAAAUCUCUGUCUUGCGCUACUGCAAUUGCUUCUCCAGCUGCGCCGUACCAACUCCCGAAUCGAAUGGUAUGGCGAGCAACGCGCAGUCCCUCUGCCAGCGGGCGUUGCCUGUGUCUCCCCCUGGCUUGAUAUCACGCAUAGUACACCUCCAUGGCACGGCGAAGAUCCUCAUCCCUUUGACUAUCUGCCCAAGCCACGACCCGAAGCUAUGGCCAAGAUACCUCCUUGUUCGAUAUGGCCGGCAAGUCCUCCGCGGAAACGCUUCUAUGUGGAUGACGAUCUUGCUACGCACCCACUGGUAACACUCCUCAUGAAUCGCACAUGGGAAGGGUCGCCGCCCGUAUGGAUGUGCACGGGCUGGGAGCUGCUCGCCUACGAAGACAAGGCCUUGGCAAUGCAACUCGCUGCGGAUGGCGUCCCCUUGGUCUUUGAAGAAUACGAAGCCAUGUCGCACUGCUUCGCACUAUUCUUGGAGCGCCUGCCUGCUUCUCAGCGUUGCCUCGAGAGCUGGGCCAGCUUCAUCCGCAGCGCAGUCGAAGAUCCGACAUCAAUUGAAGCGCGCGCGACUACCAUCAAAGCUCGGACGCUUGAAGAAGUUCCUCUGCGAGUUGAGGAGCUUUUGGAAGAAUCCCUCGAAGAAAUACAAGCCGCUAUUUAUACGCCUUGA